Messenger RNA from Dermatophagoides farinae (American house dust mite), 512 nucleotides. Its product is annotated as large ribosomal subunit protein eL34. Gene Ontology annotation, cellular component: ribosome. The record is from RefSeq and is a predicted model, not a curated record. Gene Ontology annotation, biological process: translation. Lineage: Eukaryota; Metazoa; Arthropoda; Arachnida; Sarcoptiformes; Pyroglyphidae. Gene Ontology annotation, molecular function: structural constituent of ribosome.
UUGUGUGUGUGUGUGUGUCUGUUUUUGUGUUUUUUCAUUUUAUUUCACGAAUUUAAUCCAUUUCUUAGCCAUCUCAUCUGAUAAUCAUGGUCCAAAGAUUGACCUAUCGACGACGAUUGUCGUACAAUACACAAUCUAAUCGUAGAAAAAUUUCGAAGACUCCUGGUGGUAAAUUGGUAUAUUUAUAUACAAAGAAAGCCGGAUCCGUAGCAAAAUGUGGUGAUUGUAAAUGUAAAUUACGUGGUCUAGCAUAUGCUCGUCCCAGAGAAUUGACAAGAUUAUCACGACGACGAAAAACAGUUACACGUGUUUAUGGUGGAACCAAAUGUGCACAAUGCGUUCGAUCACGUAUUGUACGUGCAUUCCUGAUUGAAGAGGAAAAGAUUGUAGCCAAAGUAUUGCGUGCACAACAAAAAUCUACAAAACCAGCAGCGGCUACUUCGGCUAAAAAAUAAUUAUGUAAUUUGACAUAAGAAAUGAUUGAUUUUUUAAAUAAAAUGCAACGAAACAAA